CCUUCCUCUUCCUCUAUACACGACAGAAAUAUAACUCGAGGCUCUGCUUCGUUUCCUCACUAUACUCUGUUCUAGAGUGGUGCAGAGCAAUGGUGUUUCCAUUGCUAUUUGCUAUCCUGGCAUGUAUCCUCCGGGCGCCGUCGGCGGCCUUGGCGGCGGGGAGCUCGCCGGAGAUGCUGGCGCUCCUUGCAUUGAAGUCCUCGGUUUCGGAUCAUUCGAGCUCUCUGGCAAGUUGGAAUCAAUCAUUCUCUCACUGCGUUUGGAUCGGCGUCAUCUGCGAUGAGCAAGAACGAGUCAUUUCCCUCGAUUUGACUGGUAUGAACCUCUCCGGCAUUCUCUCUUCCGCCGUCGGCCGCCUUCACGACCUCCUCAACUUUUCUGCUGCCGUCAACUCGUUCUCGGGACCCAUCCCACCGGAACUCUCCCGCGCUUCUAAUCUCCGGUAUCUAAACCUCUCUAACAACAUCUUCAAUGGCAGCUUCCCCUCCCCACUGUCACGACUCAAGAACCUUCGAGUCCUCGAUUUCUACAACAACAAUCUCACUGGCACCCUUCCGCUCGAGGUCACCGAGCUCCUCAACAUUCGCCAUCUACACCUCGGGGGUAAUUUCUUCUCCGGCGUCAUUCCGGCGGAGUACGGUGGGUGGGAGUUUAUAGAGUAUCUCGCCGUAUCCGGGAACGAGCUCGGAGGCAGGAUUCCUCCGGAGAUCGGCAAGCUGAACCGAUUACAGCAGCUCUACCUUGGAUAUUUUAACAGCUAUGAGGGGGGUAUACCACCGGAGCUCGGGAAUCUCACGAACCUAGUUCGACUGGACAUGGCUAACUGCGGCCUUUCCGGCAGGAUUCCGUCAGAGAUUGGCAACCUUGUGAACCUCGAUACACUUUUCCUGCAGGUUAAUGGCCUUGCCGACGAGAUUCCGUCGGAGCUCGGUCGGCUCCAGAGCCUCAAAUCAAUGGAUCUUUCCAACAACGCGCUCACGGGGGAGAUACCGAAGUCGUUCGCCGAGCUCAGGAACCUCACGCUGUUGAAUCUAUUUCGGAAUAAUCUCUACGGAGCCAUCCCGGACUUUAUCGGCGAUCUCACGGAGCUGGAGGUGCUCCAGCUCUGGGAGAACAACUUUACCGGAAGCAUUCCAAGGCUGCUAGGCCGGAACGGCCGACUCAUGCUUCUUGAUAUAUCUACCAACAAGCUCACCGGCGAUCUUCCUGCCGAUUUAUGCUUCGGUAACAAAUUGCAAACCCUGAUCGCUCUAGGCAACUUCCUUUUCGGCCCCAUACCGGACUCUCUCGGCCGUUGCUUGUCCCUAAGCCGAAUCCGUAUGGGUGAAAACUACCUCAAUGGAUCAAUUCCCAAUGGCCUUUUCGGCCUUCCGAAUCUCGCGCAGGUUGAGCUUCAGGACAACCUUCUCACCGGUGUAUUCCCGGAGACGGAAAGUUUCCACAUAUCGCCGAUUCUCGGACAGAUUAGCAUCUCCAACAAUCGUCUCUCUGGACCUCUACCUCGGUCUAUCGGCAAUUUUUCUGGUAUCCAGAAGCUUCUGCUCGACCAGAACCUCUUCUCUGGCAGCAUCCCGCCUGAAGUUGGUCAGCUGCAGCAACUCUCCAAGUUGGAUUUCAGCGGAAACAGUUUCUCUGGCCGGAUUCCCCCUGAGAUUAGCAACUGCAAGCUUCUUUCAGUUAUUGAUCUCAGCCGGAAUAAUCUCUCCGGCGAGAUCCCGGCGGAGAUAACCAGGAUGCGCAUCUUGAAUUACCUCAAUCUUUCAAGGAACCACUUGGAAGGCAGCAUUCCAUCUUCCAUUUCCACGAUGCAGAGCCUCACAGCAGUCGAUUUCUCUUACAAUAACCUCUCUGGUCUCGUCCCUGCCACUGGUCAGUUCGGCUACUUCAAUGCCACAUCCUUCACGGGCAAUCCAGAUCUUUGCGGUCCUUAUCUUGGCCCAUGCAGUUCUGGUUUUGCGGAAACUGGAAGCUCCAGCCAUACACAUGGACUUUCCUCCUCCUCCAAGCUAAUCUUAGUCAUAGGUCUCCUCCUCUGUUCCAUCGCCUUCGCCAUUGUUGCCAUCUUAAAAGCGCGGUCAAUAAAGAAGGCAAGCGAAGCCCGUGCUUGGAAGCUAACCACCUUCCAGCGCUUGGACUUCAACUGCGACGACGUGCUGGAUUGCCUCAAGGAGGAAAACAUCAUCGGAAAAGGUGGAGCUGGCAUUGUGUACAAGGGCGUCAUUCCAAGCGGAGAGCAGGUGGCCGUAAAGCGGCUCCCGGUAAUGAGCAGGGGAACAGCGCACGAUCAUGGCUUCUCUGCUGAGAUCCAAACGCUUGGACGAAUUCGACACCGACACAUUGUGAGAUUGCUCGGUUUCUGUUCAAACCAUGAAACAAAUCUUCUUGUAUACGAGUAUAUGCCCAAUGGUAGCCUUGGAGAGGUUCUUCAUGGCAAGAAAGGUGGCCAUUUGCACUGGGAUCUUCGGUAUAAGAUUGCCGUGGAAGCAGCGAAGGGUCUCAGCUAUCUCCACCAUGAUUGCUCUCCUCUGAUCAUUCACCGCGAUGUCAAAUCAAAUAAUAUACUGCUAGACUCAAAUUUUGAAGCCCAUGUUGCAGAUUUUGGACUGGCUAAGUUCCUUCGGGAUUCCGGCACCUCCGAAUGCAUGUCUGCCAUUGCCGGCUCUUACGGCUACAUUGCCCCAGAGUACGCAUACACACUGAAAGUGGACGAGAAAAGCGAUGUGUACAGUUUCGGCGUGGUUCUGCUUGAGCUCGUAACUGGUAGAAAACCAGUGGGGGAAUUCGGGGAUGGAGUAGACAUUGUACAGUGGGUUAGGAAGGUGUCCGACUCAAACAAAGAUGGGGUGAUCAAAAUUCUGGACCCAAGGCUUCCUGCAGUUUCCAUGCAGCAAGCAACGCAUGUAUUCUCUGUUGCAAUGCUCUGCGUUUCUGAGCAGAGCAUGGAGCGACCGACGAUGAGGGAGGUCGUUCAAAUCCUCGCGGAUGUGCCCAGCCCUCCAUUGAAGCCGGGGGAGGAGUCCUCAAACAGUUCGACUAGUGAUCCGCCAAGAGCAGAUGGCUGGGCUAUUGAUGGUGCUGAAGAAGAAGAGGGGGAUGAUAAAAAGUUACAUCAUGGUGAUCUGCUGAGUAUGUGACUAAGAUUGGAGUUGAGAUGGACUGGGUUCUGAUUGGAUCUCUGUAUGGGAGGAAAAAGAACUAGGCGCUUUGCUAUGAGCAGUAAAGUUGUUAUUUUGAUGUCUGAAUUUAGAAAUGCUGGUGGUUUCUUUCUGGUGCGGAAAGUUUUGGCUUCUUGCUCAUGUGCAUCAUUAAUGGAGGUUGGUAACUUGUUUUUAUGCUAUUUAGUUUACCAGAAGGCUUUUAAUAUAUUUGGCUUCUAAUGUUUUUUCAAAUUUAUCUAGCCGAAUUUUCGCGUGGGGGCUUUCUUCUGUCAAAAUUCAAAUUGGGUAACUGGCAAGAUUUCAUUGGGUUGAUUAGAUUUUUUUUUAUAUCAAAAGAAAUGUUAUGGUCCAUGCUAACCAAUUUUGCACUGAGAUAUAUUAUUAUAUCCGGCUGAUCACAUGUCUGGACUGGACGAUGAUCUAGUGUCCACACUGUCUUGGAUCGCAUGGUAGCCCAUUCAGAUCAUCAUUCGGACGUGCAGUCGACACAUAAUAAUUUUUUCAGUUUUCAAGAUGUUUAUCUUCUAUGUAUUCAAAAUGGUAGAGUGAU
Messenger RNA from Phalaenopsis equestris, 3708 nucleotides. RefSeq names its product leucine-rich repeat receptor-like serine/threonine-protein kinase BAM1. The record is from RefSeq and is a predicted model, not a curated record. Gene Ontology annotation, molecular function: ATP binding; receptor serine/threonine kinase binding; protein kinase activity. Gene Ontology annotation, biological process: protein phosphorylation. The coding region runs from base 90 to 3134 and encodes 1014 amino acids. Lineage: Eukaryota; Viridiplantae; Streptophyta; Magnoliopsida; Asparagales; Orchidaceae. The transcript is spliced from 2 exons.